AUGACUGAAACAUCAACGGUUAAGGUAAAAACCGAGCGGCCUGAUGAGGCGGAGAUUAGGGAAUUGGCUGCAAAGAUGGUGGAAGCUAAUAAAGCGAAGGCUUUGGCGGCGUCUGCAGCGGCCGCUCGACCGCCACCCGGUGCCAUGAUGGGUGCUGGACCACCAGGCGCGGGCGGGCAAAUGGGCAUCCUUAAUUUCUUGACCCGUAAACCUGGUGCGAACAAUGAGCAGCAGCGACCCGCCCCUGACGAAAAGAAGACGCCAGCACCAGAUGAAGCUAGUUGGAAAGGUCACUUUGGAUGGGAUAUGCUUGGCAAAUGUCAUAUUCCAUACAUCUACCGUUCGGGCGAAAAGUAUGUAGCCGUCCGCAUGGUGGAAAUCAAACUCCUCAACAAGUACCUGAACUAUUUACACGCAGAUAUCUACUCUUGUACAUGUAUUAGAAGUUACUAUAUAACGGAAAUAGAAGCACGGUUACUGAAUGAAAUCAACAAUAGGCACUGUGAUGGACAAUUUGGGCGUGAACCAUUCACACAGAAGGAUUUGGUAGUGAGGCUCUCGGAUGCUUACGAGUUCUAUAACUUCUUAGACGUUUGUUACAAUAAGUUGUUACGUGGUACAACAAACAAUAAGGACAAGUGUGGGUUCAUUAGGAUAAACAAAGAGUCAGUUGUUCCAUAUACUGUUCGUGAUAAUCAGAAAUUUGUUCCUCUAUUCUAUUUUGAAGGUGAAACAGACAAUUUGAAGUUGAAAGCGGACCAGCUUAAAGGCUGGGACCUAUCAUACUUGAAGUUCUGCUGUAAACAAAGGGGUCUGCAUCGGGCGUGGGGCAGUGGACGCGCGCCGCCCCCCGCGCCGCCUCCGGGCGCAGGUGCGGGUGCGGGCGCGGGCGCAAUGGCAGCGGGUGCGGCGACGGGCGCUCUGGCGGGCGCGGGUGCGGGCGUGGGUGGCGGCGCGCGCGGGCGCCGGCCGGGCGCCGCGCGGCACUCGGCCGCGGCGGCCGCACUGCAGCUGCCACACGCUGGCAUCUCGGCAGCCGCCGUGCAGGCGCUCGCCAACGGCUGGAGCCUGCCCGGACAGCUCACGCAGGCGCAGACGCAGCAGGUGCUGCGCCUCGCUCAGGCGCAGGUGGCAGCGCAGGCGCAGGCCGCGGCGCGCUACAGCAACGCGGCCCUCGCCGCCGCCGCCUCGCUGCCGCAGCACCGCUCGCAGCAGCACCAGCGCAACGUGCAGUUUCCGAACAGUGCAAUAACAAUGGCGAUGGGCCAGCAGCCACCCCCACCUCUGGUGAGGAGCACUGCAAACACCACGACCAUGAAUGUUCCACCACAAGUUACUGGGACAAUGAAUGGCCACUCAACCUCUCACUCCGUGGACACUCGCAAAAGGCUUACACCCAUACCCGACAUCAAUAUAACUGGCAGCCAUACGCCGUAUAAGGUUCAAAAAGCACUGGUGGAGAAUACAAUGGUGCCAUGUAUCAACGCGAAGCCAUACCAGUACACGGAGCUGCUGAUGACGCUGCCCGAUCUAGCGAGCCAUUUCUUCCCGCGUGUAUCGCUGGCUACCUGCCGGGCCAUGUUAGACGCUCUCGGCCUCACACUCUACAGGCCCAACUCGACACAGCUGCAAGUGCUGCGCAACUCGGGCAAGUGCAAGUCGGCGGCGGCGGGCGAGAACGGGCUUGCGCUGGUGCAGAUCCGCGACGUGAUGCAGCGCAUGCCGCAGUUCAAGUACAUGCUGCGGUCGGGGCUGGCGGACGACGAGCACGCGCACCAGGCGCACGCGGCGCACCCGCACCAGGCACACGCGCACGUGCAGCAGCAGCCGCACCACGCGCCGCGUCCCGCGCACGCCGCGCAGCCGCCGCACGCAAAGCGCGCGCGCGCCAACUGA
Molecule: messenger RNA, 1896 nt
Organism: Parnassius apollo (apollo)
Lineage: Eukaryota; Metazoa; Arthropoda; Insecta; Lepidoptera; Papilionidae
Source: the annotation of a GenBank genome assembly